Saccostrea echinata is the source of this 1039-nucleotide messenger RNA. RefSeq names its product eukaryotic translation initiation factor 5A-1-like. Gene Ontology annotation, molecular function: RNA binding; translation elongation factor activity; ribosome binding. NCBI's taxonomy places the organism in Eukaryota, Metazoa, Mollusca, Bivalvia, Ostreida, Ostreidae. Gene Ontology annotation, biological process: positive regulation of translational elongation; positive regulation of translational termination. The record is from RefSeq and is a predicted model, not a curated record.
GUACGCAUGCGUACAAUGGACACUCUUUUUGGGGAUACCGACGAGGAGUCAACACGUGACAAAAAAAUCAAGAUGGGAGAUCACGCAGAUGAUGAUUUUGGUGGAGCAGAUUCUGGAGCAUCCAAGACUUAUCCCGCUCAGUGUUCUUCUCUUCGCAAAAAUGGACAUGUUGUCAUUAAGGAUCGACCAUGCAAAAUCGUAGAAAUGUCCACAUCUAAGACUGGAAAGCACGGCCAUGCCAAGGUUCACUUGGUGGGAAUUGACAUUUUCACUCAGAAGAAAUAUGAAGACAUAUGCCCUUCUACUCACAACAUGAAUGUCCCUCUUGUUAAACGCCAAGACUACCAGCUUAUAGACAUUGGUGAUGAUGGUACCCCAUCCCUUAUGGAGGAAAAUGGCUCCUUAAAAGACGAUAUGAAUCUACCAAAAGAUGAAUUAGGUGACGAAAUUAAAAAACGCUGGGAGAACCAAGAAUCCCUUCUUCUGACAGUGACAUCUGCUAUGGGUGAAGAACACAUUACUGGAAUAAAGGUGGAUACUAAAUAGGUUCCUAAUAUGAAGAAAUAACAGAGACUAGAAAUAUUAAACAACAGACAUUUACCGGUAUUUAACUUUGACACAGUGGCUAGGUACCCAUCUUCACGGAGGUCGGAGGAAUGAAAUAUGGAUGUUGGGGGUGAUUCACAUAUAUGGGUUGUGCGUUCUCUUUUUAAACCUCCAUGGAACAGCAUUGACUUACGACCAUGCACUAAGACAUGCUUUUUUUUGCUUCUUUGGCAUUUUUUUUUCUUCGAGUGAGAUGAUCAGUGAGGAUGCUGUAUGAUCAAUUAAAGGCUACUCUAAUGAGUAUUUCAAGAAAGAAGAAAAUCAUGUGAAAAAAUUGAAAUUAUACAAGUUUAUUCAACACAUCAAAAUGGGAAAUAAAAAGUUGCAUCCAGACAGAAUUGACCAAGUAUUUUCAAAGUGUUCAUAAACUACUUUUUCUUUUUGUGAACAUGUGUGUGAGUAUCUAGCCAUCAAUACAUAAAAGUGCUCUUUG